CAUAAAGAGAUUGAUAGCAUUAGAAGCAGACAUGAGGAGAGCAGCUGUCAUCUUUGAAUCAAAUCAAAGCAUUGCACUUCCACACGGCAGAAACCACAGAUGGGACAUAGGAGCAUCUGUUAUACUAAAUACACCUGAAAUUAUACCAAAUUUAAAAAGUUUGAAUGUCUGAAGCAAGGAACCCGUCAGUCACUUGCCUGAAGCCAGGAUUAUUCGUCUCCUUGUGCAUCCUGGAGCGCUAUGGGUAUACGGCGAGCUCAUAGAGCAUAUCUGGCUUUUACUUUCAAUUGUGUGGCAUUUGCCAUGGCUGUGUCGGCUGUCACCACCAGCUACUGGUGUGAAGGGACCAGGAAGGUGGCAAAGCCCUUCUGCACUGGGCUGGUGACAGUCAAGCAGACGUACUGUAUCCGGUUUAACAGCUCCAACAUCAACGACACACGACUGGUGCAGUACAUCUAUGAGACCGGAGAGGAAAAAUUCCUCAUGAGGAAAUUUCACACGGGUAUCUGGUUCUCCUGUGAACAAACUGUCGACUUACUGGGAUUUGACUGUAGAAGUUUUUUAGAGAUAGCACCUGAUCAUGAAAGAGGGGUGCUGUGGCUGUGUAUUGUGGCCGAGUGUCUGUAUAUAACUCUGCUCUUCAUGGGUGGAUCUCUCUUGAUGUUAGAGAUGUGUCCCUGUUUUAACUUGAUAAACAAACUCAAGCUUAAUGCCUUUGCAGCUGUAUGCACUGCUCUCUCAGGCCUUCUGGGAAUGGUUGCCCAUAUGAUGUUCACAACAGCUUUCCAGCUGGCUGUCAGUAUGGGUCCAGAAGAUUGGAGACCUAAGACAUGGGACUAUAGUUGGUCAUAUCUUUUGGCAUGGGGCUCAUUUGCCACCUGCAUGGGCUCGGCGGUCACGGCCUUAAACCAAUACACCAAAACCAUCAUCGAGUUUAAAUUUAAGCGACGGAGCAUCGAGAAGAAACUGCGCAUCAAGCAGAAGAUUUUGGAGCUGGAGGUACCUGAAGACUUAUGGUACAUCACUUCAUUACAGGAGCAAGCAGACCAACACACAGUUUUCUCUGUUAAUGACAUUGAAACAUCUUACAACAGUGGAGAAUAUUACUUGUGAAGAUAAUGAUGGACCUCGCUUCUCUUCAAACCACAACCUGCAGUGCAUUUUUAUUCAACAGGGCUGCAUAUGGAUAUUUAAAUAAUAUUCUGAAUAGACACUGUGUUACUGACACGUGUACCAGUUUUAAGGAAAGUUUAUACUCAUUUAUACAUCUUUGCAUGACUUUGUUCUUGCUAAUUACUGAAUGAAAUUUGAGGGGUUGAAAGGUUGAGGUUCAUUUAUUGGAUCUUUGAUUAAAUAAGUGAGAUAAUACCAUGAGAAAAUUUUCUUUAAAAGAAAAAGUUUCAUGUAUAAUAAAACUACAAUUCAAAAAAAAAAAGGUUUUAUCUAUUCUAAACAUUUUUAUAUACUAUACAUCAUACAUGAUUGCUGUUUCCCCUUCUCAAAAACAAUUGCAGGACUAUUAGAGUCGGUUUGUUUCCAUCCUGAGUGAAAACAGAGAAACCUCACAAUUUACAUAUAAGAUGGCAGAUGUAUCUAACAGACUGAAGUGUGUGAGGAUCAUAACUGUCUCUUGAGAAUAUCUUAACUUAACAUCUUGUGUGUCAUUUACUAUGAAUUUUAGUCAGGUUAUAUUUCAUUUAUUUUGCUCUCACAGAUAAAGAAAACAAUAACAGUGACAAUCAAUGAUUGUGACUGUGAACCCUGUAAAAUAUACACUAACCAACAUUUAAAGUGAUUCAAAACCUUUCAUAAAAGAUGUUUACUCGUUCAAGUCCCAACUUUGAUUAACUAUUUUGAUCCACUUCAUAUGUUGACUAGUAAAAUCACAAUAACGGCAGAACAAUCUAAUCUUUUAAUGAUGAAAGUGAAAAUCUUUAGAUUGUAUAAUUCUAUUGAAUAUGUU
Molecule: messenger RNA, 1963 nt
Organism: Misgurnus anguillicaudatus (oriental weatherfish)
Lineage: Eukaryota; Metazoa; Chordata; Actinopteri; Cypriniformes; Cobitidae
Gene: gsg1l2a
Product: gsg1-like 2a
Cellular component (GO): plasma membrane
Source: RefSeq, a predicted model, not a curated record